CUCACGCGCGUACGCACAAUGCUGCGUCCCCGUUUUCGUUGACCUUGAAACUAGAAUGAAGGAGUGUGUCGGUGAUCUAUAGUGAAAACCCCCGAAGUGGCUUAUAGUGGUACCGCGACCGAUCCUGAGGACGCGCGCCCCACGUGGGGAUACUCCACGUGGCCGUCUCUCGCUCUCUCUCUCUCGUAUGUGUGCACUUUGUUAUGUCAUUGGGUGAAAAGGGACAAUGGGACUCACAAAAUCAAAACACAAGAGAGAUGCCCAUUCGGGAAACAGUAACUACGGAUCCAAAUCAAAGGGUGUAGCCAGCCAACAGGUGGACGAGUACGAGGAUGUGGAAUUGAUGCUGCUGAGGAAGGCCAUCGUAAACGAUCCUAACACUUUCAUCCUAAACAAUCUCAUGAUGUGUAUCCAGUUCUUCGAGAAUUACGAGGAAGAUAUAGUUCAAAUUAAAGAGACUCUGGCAUUGUCCUACGAAAGCGAAUUAAAUAAGAUGCUACCAUCUCAAAAGCACGUUUUGUUGCCGGAUGUUCUUCAGGAGCAUAUCUCGCAUAACAUCGCCUUUACUUCAAAAAGACAAACCGGUGAUCUUAUCAUAGAACCGUUGCAACCCGUCCGCAUUUUUGUUGUGCACGACAAUAUCGAAAUUACAGAGCAACAUUAUCCAUCAGAGUAUAGUAGCUUGAACAAUGGGAUUACGUAUAAUAUGAUGGUACAACCAAGUGAGCACCCCGGAUACGUGCGGUUGCGACGUCUCGACGAAACGCCGUACGCGGGGAACUCCACCAAGGAAGAAGAUAUCAAUCCUUCUUCAAUGGCGGAUGACGACGAGAUAUACGAUGGCGACAGCGAGAGCAUUUAUGGCCGUUCGAACAUGACGCAUCAAAUCAGAAAGAGAGGUCUCCAGACCUCAUCAAUUUUCAAUGUCAGAUCUUUGCCCAAUCUACAUGACGACGAGACAAUAUACGAGGACCAAAUAUCCCUCUCCCGUAAAAAUAUUUAUGGAACCCGAUCCAAUCAUGACAUCAAAGCCGAGUCUGAUUGCGAGCACAUGUCCUCGACGGAGGAGAGAAGGUGUCAAGGCAAGGAAACGUGGUCGACGCAGGCCAGGAAAGGGAGUUACCAGCGUUAUCCCCGAUCCAGCGAGUUGAAAUCGGCGGGGCAGAAAGUCCGCAGGCCGGGAAGCAGCUCGAGUUCCGGCUACCGAUCCGGAGCUUGCGACAGCGAUAGCGACUGGAGUUACCAAACUCUGCCAAAACCUAAUGUGCAAGCUACUCGUAACGGGACCGAGACUGCUACGGACGCAACCACGAAGAUCUAUUCGAACGCGAGGAUUCCGACGCAGUGUUUCAAGAAGAUGAGGAUCACCAACGACGGCAAGAUCUACACGUUGCGACUGGAGCGAAAGGCGCAGAACAACAAACAGCUUCGCCUCAUGAUUGCCGACAGGCAAUACGACUGCGACGUCUUCUACACUAGUAGUGAAGUAUUCAUGAACUACUUUGUCGACCUCUUCGUAGACCAAUUGGCGAAGCCCCUGGGUUUUAAACCGGAAGAUCUGAAUCGCGUGGAGGAGUCGGUCAUUUACUGUGACAAGGUAAUUGACUCGCACAAUCCCAGGCUGCGCAGGAUCGAGUCCUACGAGAUCUCGCCGACGAUAUGGCUGCAAUGGCCGGAAUACGCACAGGAGUGGCUGGAUAGGCCGAGGAGCACCUGGCCCGAGUACAACGACAUCAACAAAGUGAAGGACUUUGGCUGCUACGUGGUGCCCGAGGACUCUCUACCGAGAAAGAGGAACCUUAUGCCGAGAGAACUGUCUUGGCGCCAUCGAGUCGCCAAGAAGAAUAUCCACCAGGAAAUCGAGUGGCAGCUGACGUUCCCAGCUGCGGAACGGUAUCUGGAGUGCUGCAUGACGCGCUCGCAAGUGCAAGUGUACCUGAUCGCGUUGAUGCUUCAUAAGACCUUUCUAAGACCAGUUCUGGACACGAUGUACGGCCUGACCACAUCUCACAUUAGAAAUAAGCUGUUCUGGUUGAUCGAGGAGAACGACCGACCCUCCAAGUGGCCCGACAAUCGGACCGGCGAGUGCCUGGUCAAGCUGCUGAACAGCCUCUAUCGCUGCAUCAGUCUGAACGAGCCAACUCUACCGGACUAUUUUCUUCGCGAUAAAAAUGUGUUUAAUAAAGUGCCCCCCGACUACCUGUUGCACAGCCAGAAGCAACUGAAGAGGAUAACCGAGAACCCCGUCAUGUAUGUGUUCCACGCGAUGGAGAAUAUCAAGCAUAGCAACAAGUUCUUCCCACGAUUAAACUUUACGAAGCUGUUCAACAUAUUGACGAAGCCGUGGAUGUCGGUGGUGAAUCCAGCCUUAGACAUGUACCGUUUGUCAUCGUCGAAGCUCGACGAGUCCUACAGAGAGGAGAUCUAUAACAAAUCCGGCGGAUUCUGGGACAAGAAUCGAAAAAAGAAUUCAAACUACAGUGCGCCAAUAACCGCGGGUUACAAAACGCUCAUCACCCCGCGCAAGGCCACGGAUUCUAUCGUCGAGAUCUCGGAACGGUGUGCCGAGUUGGAGGGUCUAAGGCUGGCCGCUCUGUUGGACUUCUUCAUCACGCACUUCAUUAAAAUGGCCGAGUGCUGUCAUAGGUAUCGGGCUUAUCAGCAGAAACAGGUUUAUCUUGAUCAAGCGGAUCGAUUGUCGAUUAUCCUAUCGGAGAUGACCAGGUACAAGGACGACGCUAAGGCUUAUCGCAAGAAGAUCUAUGAUCUGAGAAUGAAACCGACGAUGAAUUCAACGAGAUCGCAGAACGAGCCACCGGAAACGCCUAAGAGGAAUAUUCAAGAGCCUAUAUUCAGCGGCACCCUGAAAGAUCGUUUCACGCGACAAUUCGCUGAGAUGAUGAAGCUACCAAAGAACGAGCAAUCGCAAUCUAGUCAUGAAGAUCACACGAAUAAGGUCACGAAAACAGCUGUCCCCGAAAUACGAUUUACGAUUGAGGGAGACGCGCAAGCGGAUGCUGCGAGUGUGAUUAUCAGCGAGGACGAAAGUUCUUACACUUCGAGGAAGCCUAUAUCGAAGGAUCAGGGUGACUCGGGCGACUCGGCCUCGGGCACAGUACGGAAAGUGGUCUCUCUAGCGGACAAUCUAAACGAUACGACAUAUACAUGUGUUUAGGAAUAGGGCGUAGAUGAUCUGUGGAAAAAAGAAGCAAGAUACAAGACAAAUCUUUGUAUUCAAUGAUCACCCUCGAAGCAUAGUAUUUAUUGUUAUAUUUCGAGAGUGAUCGAUAAUUGAUUUAGUAAGUAAUCGAGGAAGACUGAGCGUGCGAUAAUCGUAUGCUUGCGAAUUGUCGAUAUUCGAUCAUCGCGUUAUGCAAAAGCGAACAUACAUGUAGUGAUUACACUACACACACACACACACACACACACAUGUAGUGAUUAGCAAUAGUUAAAAUAAUUUAUAAAAAUAGCUGCAGUCAGGUUCAGCCAACUAGCCAAGUUGCUUUUGUAAGAUAGCAAUGUCAUCGUAACGCACCGUCAGUGUACUUAGCUUAGUAGAUCGUGUUGCUGGAUUACGUGUUUCAAAAAAGAAUCUUUUAUUAAGAAAUAUUUCUAAUUUAAAGAAGAAAUCGAUUAAUUUUAUACCUCAUAACACACUUAUCAUUUGUCUUUUUGAACUUUAUACACUAAUCUAAUGAUUUCACUACUCUAUCUUUCAUUAUUUCGUUAU
Molecule: messenger RNA, 3730 nt
Organism: Temnothorax curvispinosus
Lineage: Eukaryota; Metazoa; Arthropoda; Insecta; Hymenoptera; Formicidae
Exons: 4
Coding region: 227-3175 (982 amino acids)
Source: RefSeq, a predicted model, not a curated record